UAGAGGUAUUAUUAUUUCAUUCAGUCACCAUAUUUUUUGGUUAUCUGAUAAGAGCUUUUCCCUUCAUUUCCACAAACACUUUGAAGAAUCUUCAAAAUCUUUCAUCUAUCUUAACAUUCAGGUCUCUGUCCCUCACCACUUUGUUUAAUUGUUCUUUAUUUCAAGAUUAUACUAUUUCCCAUGUUAAUAAUAUUUCUAAAACAGUUUAUUUAAUUUGUUUGUUUGAAUGGAUUUGCAAUUGUUGAAUAAAGAUUUAAACUUAACUGGUAAAAAGAAGAAAUGGGUUCUUCUUUUAGCAGCUUUUGGGCUAACUGGGUAUGCCGUUUUUAGGGUUUAUAAUUCACCCACUUUUAAUAGAAAAAGGAAGAGGGUUUUCAAACUGUAUAAAGCCUUUGUUACGAUUCUCGAGUCUAUUUCUGUUUCCGCCGAGAUUAUUGGUUUUGUUUCUAAGGAUUUAAGGGAGUUUUUACAAUCAGAUUCUGAUGAAAUCCCUAAUAGUUUGAAGCAGAUUUCUAAGAUUUCUCAAUCUAAAGAAUUCUCAGAUUCUAUUGUUGGGGUUACUGCUGCUAUAACUAAGGGAGUUUUUAUGGGUUAUCAGGGUGUAAAUUCAAGAGUUGGUUCGGAUUCAGAUUUUUAUGAUAGAUUUAUGGAUAAACUGUUGUCGGAUUCUGGCUCGGGUUUUGCUUCUGUGGUUGUUGGUAGUUUUGCUAGGAAUUUAGUGUUGGCUUUGUAUUCGAGUCAAGAGUCCGACAGUGGAUUGAAUUCGGGUGCUCAGAUGAACGGCGAUCGUUCGAUGUCGAGUGAGACCGACUUACCUAGAUGGGUUAAUGCAAUGUGUAGUGACCCUUGUAAGGAUCUUGUUUUAGAUUGUAUACAGAAGUUUGUGAGCACUGCUGUUGCUGUUUACCUUGACAAAACAAUAAAUAUUAACACUUAUGACGAGUUGUUUGCUGGAUUGACUAAUCCAAAGCAUGAUAAACAAGUGAGAGAUUUGUUAGUGUCGUUAUGCAAUGGAUCGAUUGAAACGUUGGUUAAGACAUCUCACCAUGCUCUAACUGAUUCAAACUCAGAUUCAAAUGUGGGUUCUGAUUCUUCUCGUGUUUCAGGGUUUGUUGUGAGACGUUCGAAUUCAGAUGUGAUGCCUAAGACUCUCAGCUCGGUGAUUGAUGGCAUGCAUAAUGUAAUAACGAUCAAACAACACGGAGAUGGAGAAAGAGGACUUUUCGGGUUAGGGGAAAGUAAGCAGGAGUCCGGUGGGAGUUGGAUGUCGACAAUGUCUUCUACCUUGGCUAUCCCGACAAACAGAAAACUUGUUCUUGACGUCACUGGGAGAGUGACAUUCGAGACGAUGAGGUCAUUGCUGGAGUUCUUGCUUGGGAAAUUGUUUGCCAGUGUGAAACGAAGUGUCCGUUCUCUGGCUGAUGCUGUCAUGGACACCGGUCGACAAGUUGUAAGAUAUGUUACAGAAAAAUCUUAUGUUGUUGCUAGUAUCUGUCUUUCACUGUGCUUACAUGUAAUGGGUAGCCCUUUGGAAUUGAUGCCUGCUUGAGUUUGUGAGGCCAAUUUUAUGAAUGUAAUUCAGAAUUGUAUGCUCCCAGCUUGCUAGACUUUUGAUACAAUGGCCCACUAACUCGUGGCGAACCAUGAUAUGAGGGCCAAAUUUUUAGGGGGUAUUCCGAUCUUUAAUAUGUAUUUGAUUCUGUCGCAUUGCAUUAGACUCAACGUUCAGGAAUACAAUAGAUCAGCGCUCGGCAGAUAUGGUGCUUCAUAGAUGAUGUUUGUGUAAUGUGCACCUUGAAACUUCAAAGAGUUUGGCUAUAGAGAUGGUGAAAUGGAGUAAGGUGAUUGCUGAAAUUAGACUUAGAUGAUAAUUAAACUUCAUUUGAUGAAAAUAAAUCUGAGCAUUAUGUAAUAGAAAUGUUCAUUAAUUGUAAUAUAUAUGAAAACUUUAUUUCAAUAUGACAUGAAAUAUUUUUGUGCAUUUGUUA
This is a messenger RNA of Amaranthus tricolor (Joseph's coat), 1988 nucleotides long. RefSeq names its product protein PHLOEM PROTEIN 2-LIKE A10-like. Lineage: Eukaryota; Viridiplantae; Streptophyta; Magnoliopsida; Caryophyllales; Amaranthaceae. The transcript has a single exon. The record is from RefSeq and is a predicted model, not a curated record. The coding region runs from base 227 to 1549 and encodes 440 amino acids.